UUAAAUUUAACUCAGCUCAUUAGCUCUGUAAUUUUCCUUUAUAUAUCCACUAUUCCAAUAAUCACCCAAACACACUCUUAAUUUAAUUACCUUCCUAAUUACAUACUAAUCAAACGAAGAGAUGUCCUACAACAUCCCAUGGAAGGCUCGCAUCCCAUUGUUCAUAUUUUCCACCGCCGUUUCUGCCUCUUGCAGGCCUAACUUCACCGUCAACCGCCGUCUCUGGAGCUUCUUCGACUUCAAAGUCCCUGCUUCUCAAACUCCUCAAAAUGGUGUCAAAACUUCCGAUAUCAUCAUUGACUCCUCCCGUGAUCUUUGGUUCCGCCUUUACGUCCCUUCCUCCGCCUCCAACACCACUAGCAGCCCUACAAUCAUCUACAUGCAUGGCGGAGGAUUUUGUUUCUUCACAGCGGACUCUAUAGCCACUGAAAUGCGCUGCCAGAGACUUGCGUCUGAACUAGAAGCCAUUAUUGUCUCUGUCAACUACCGGCUUGCUCCGGAGCAUAGGUUUCCAUGCCAGUACGAGGACUGCUUUGAUAUCCUCAAAUUUAUCGAUGAGAAUUUUGGUUGUUUACCUCCUUCUGCUGAUCCAAACCAAUGUUUUCUGGUCGGAGAUAGUGCCGGCGGGAACCUGAUCCACCAUUCGGCCAUCAGAGCAAGUGGGUAUGACUUCCAGAAGUUGAAGAUAAUUGGCUUAAUAUCGGUGCAGCCAUUUUUCGGUGGAGAAGAGAGGACAGAAUCGGAGAUCCGAUUGGUUGGAACUCCGGUUCUAAAUGUGAAGCUUGCGGAUUGGUUUUGGAAGGCGUUUUUACCAGAUGGGUCGGACCGAGACCACCGGGCAGCGAAUGUUUUCGGACCCAAGUCGGAUAAUAUAUCGGGUGUGAAGUUUCCUGCUAUGCUUCUUGUGAUUGGAGGGUUUGAUACAUUGCAAGAUUGGCAAAGGAAAUACUACCAAUGGAUGAAGAAAGAAGGAAAACAAGUGUAUUUGGUGGAAUAUCCGAAUGCAAUCCACGGGUUUAGUGGGUUUCCGGAUCUACCCGAAUAUUCAUUGUUCUUCAAGGAGAUGAAGAAUUUCGUAAAAAAACAAUACAGGGGCAUAAUUUAA
Molecule: messenger RNA, 1105 nt
Organism: Hevea brasiliensis (rubber tree)
Lineage: Eukaryota; Viridiplantae; Streptophyta; Magnoliopsida; Malpighiales; Euphorbiaceae
Product: probable carboxylesterase 18
Exons: 1
Coding region: 122-1105 (327 amino acids)
Biological process (GO): pollen tube growth
Molecular function (GO): carboxylic ester hydrolase activity
Source: RefSeq, a predicted model, not a curated record